Nematocida homosporus is the source of this 2991-nucleotide messenger RNA. RefSeq names its product bloom syndrome protein. NCBI's taxonomy places the organism in Eukaryota, Fungi, Microsporidia. The record is from RefSeq and is a predicted model, not a curated record. Gene Ontology annotation, cellular component: cytoplasm; chromosome; nucleus. Gene Ontology annotation, molecular function: ATP binding; four-way junction helicase activity; 3'-5' DNA helicase activity. Bases 1 to 2991 code for a protein of 996 amino acids. The transcript has a single exon. Gene Ontology annotation, biological process: double-strand break repair via homologous recombination.
AUGGAUCCAAUGCUUCUCUACUCGUUAAGGCAGUUGCAGAAGGAAAAGAGUCUUUCUUCGUCCGAUGACAGCUUAGUUGCUGGUCAGAGCACUGCCAGUACUCUUUUGGAAGAGAGUACGCUUAAACAGACCUACAACUUAACAACCGAUGAGUAUGGCGAUCCCAAUACUAACCCGGUUGAACAGGUGUUGAAUGAUGUAAAUAUGGCCGGUGCUGGUGCGGCUAGCCCAAAGGAGACCAACCGAGCUAGAGCCACACCGGAUGAUGAGGAGUGGGUUCCAGACAUCUGUGAUUUGCCCAGUAGCCAGGACAUUGAAGAUUGGAUUGGCCAGGGACCAACGGAAAGUCGCACAAGCCCCAGCAAUCACCAGAGACUAAAAGAUCCCAAGCACAAUAACAACAACAACCAAGGAAAUAGAAAAAGUAAUAGCAAAGAAAGUGGUAGCGAUAGCGAUAACGACAAUGAUGUAUUGUUUCUGGAGGCCACUGCCAGUCCGCGACGUAAUUUGACUAGACAGUAUGAUCAGAGUAGAAGUGAGACAGGCAGAGGUAAUACUGGAGUAGGUAAGCGGGAUAAAGAGAAUUACACGCGAAUUGUGCCCAAUCGAGCUCAGCUAGCACUUGAUUCUAAUCACACUCCCAGCUCAACCCACCACAACUCAACCCACCACAACUCAACCCACCAUAACUCAACCCACCACAACUCAAUUAGCUACGAUGAGCUAGUUCAGCGCGCUUCUCCCAGUGACCUAGAAGCCCUGCACAAGAUAAAUCAUGCUCUUGUUAAUGCAUGGGAACGUGGAGGCUCUGAGUCACACACUUGGCAAGAUCGGCGGCGGCAGCUACUCGGCCAGAUUGUUCAGAGAACCACAAGCUCAGAUAAGUAUAUCCAAAAUAGAUACCAAAAUUCUUAUCAAAAUUCUUAUCAAAAUGAUUACCAAAAUACCCAUCAAAAUACCCACCAAAACGAUCCGGCCAACACAAUCCUCCAGCGAGACACCAUGACUGCGCAAUCGUACCUCAAACCGACUCCCAACCCAGCAUCCACUUCGUCCUUCCAGCCAUCCGACUCCGCCAGCGCGUACUCCCAGUAUACCAUCCCUGGCCCCGCGCCAAUUCCUAUCCCCAAUCUAUCUCGCCAGACACCCUACACCAAUACACCAGCCACCACCAAUCCCAAUCCCAGCACCACUACUAACAACCCCACCCAACCCAAUCGCAAUACUAACCGAAUCCUAACUCAAUCCAACCCCACCCAUUCUAAGCCAACAAUCCCUUCUCUUCCCAAGUGCUACGCCCCUUCCCAGGAAACUCCGGCUCAGCGGCGCGUGGCAGUGUGUCUCCAGCGCGUGUUUGGUCUCUCUUCCUUCCGCCAGAACCAGGAGAGUAUUAUUGAGGCCGUGCUGGCCGAUAAAGACGUCUUUGUGCUGAUGCCCACGGGCGGCGGCAAAUCUCUGACCUUCCAACUCCCGGCGGUGCUGGCCACGGGCGUGACUAUUGUGGUCAGUCCCCUACUUGCCUUAAUUCAAGACCAAAUCAAAAACUUGAUUAGAAUGGGCAUCCCGGCCAUUGCGAUCAACUCCUCCCUCAGCAAAACCGAGCGGACUCUAGCCUUGCGGCUGCUUAAGUGCACAGGCAGCUCGGUUGGCUGCACCAAGUACGCCCAUCCCCAGCCACCACUGAUCAAGCUGGUCUAUGUGACCCCGGAGCUUCUAGUCGUCAGCCGAACCUUCAACAGUAUCUUGCAGGAGCUGGCCGCGGAAGGCCGCCUGGCCCGCUUUGUUGUGGACGAGGCCCAUUGUGUCUCGCAGUGGGGACACGACUUCCGCCCCGACUACACCCAGCUCUCCGUGCUAAAGGAGCAGUACCCAUCGGUGCCCAUCACUGCUCUGACCGCCACGGCCACUGAAACCGUCCAGAAAGACAUCCUGGCCGCCCUCCGCAUGCGCUCUUGUGUGACCUUCUCGCAGAGCUUCAACCGGAGCAAUCUGCGGUACUGCGUGGUUCCCAAAACCGGAAACCCGCUGACCGACAUUGUGAGCUUUAUCGAGACCAACUAUCCCCACGAGUCCGGGAUUAUCUACUGUCUGUCUAAGAAGGACUGUGAGUGGUUGGCCGAGACUCUCUCUACGCGGUACGGUGUCCGGGCUGGGUACUACCACGCCGGCCUGUCCAAAAAGGAGCGGCUGGAGAUUGCCCAGAAGUGGGACUCGGGCCAGUUAGUGGUGAUUGUAGCCACAAUUGCCUUUGGCAUGGGCAUUGAUAAGAAGGAUGUCCGCUAUGUUCUGCACUACACACUCCCUAAGUCGCUGGAGGGGUACUACCAGGAAACCGGGCGGGCGGGCCGAGACCAGCUAGAAUCUGAGUGCAUCUUGUACUACUCAUACACAGACAAGAAGAAAAUAGACUUCAUGAUUGACCGCUCCGAAACCAGCACGGAGGCCAAGAACCGGCAAAGGGCCAACCUCCGGGCGGUCAUUGCCUUCUGCGAGAACCGCGUUGAGUGCCGGCGGUUUCUAUUGCUGCACUAUUUCGGCGAGACCUUUACAGGUGAGUGUGCAGGCACCUGUGAUAACUGCCGGAAGCGCGGCGGGCUCAUUGAAGUGGACUGUCUAGAGGAGGCUCUUCUGAUGCAAGAGCUGGUACGAGGCUCCGGACUACUGACCGAGAUAAAGCUUGUGGCCAAGUGCCGGCAGCACACGAAGAAGAGCAAGGACAUUCUAGCGCGGGUAGUCCGAUGGAUGGUUGGAAACGGGUACCUAGGCACCAAGCUCGUCAUUGGAGCGCGCGGGUUCUCCUGGAGUUAUCUGCAGCCCGGUGAAGGCGUUCCCACAGAAGUGCGGAUUACCGCCGGCGUGGGCGAGUCUAUUGAGCAGGCGGCACCCAAAGCUCGCCGCGCAGACAAGAGCACCAGCACCCGCCGCUCCCCUCUUGAAGAGCUCGCAGUUGAUGAUACCGGAUACUUUGAUGACUCCGAGAUACUAACUUAA